Ctenocephalides felis (cat flea) is the source of this 1473-nucleotide messenger RNA. RefSeq names its product ankyrin-1-like. NCBI's taxonomy places the organism in Eukaryota, Metazoa, Arthropoda, Insecta, Siphonaptera, Pulicidae. Gene Ontology annotation, molecular function: protein binding. The record is from RefSeq and is a predicted model, not a curated record. The coding region runs from base 1 to 1473 and encodes 490 amino acids. The transcript is spliced from 2 exons. Gene Ontology annotation, cellular component: cytoplasm; nucleus.
AUGACAAGUACUCUGCCAACCCAGGAAGCACUAAAUGAGCAAAUCUUCCAGGCCAUCAAGGACAACCAUUUACCGAAAUUUGAACGUCUGCUCGCCUACUGUCGUGUCCAUCCUAAGACCAUUACAGAUAAAACCAAUAAAAAUAACACACUCCUGCAUUGUGCCGUAGAAGAAGACAGUUUUGAUAUUGUCCGAGAAUUGUUAUUGGAAAGGUGGCAAACAAAUAUAAACGCGCAGAAUGACGAUGGUGACACUGCCCUGCACAUUAGCGCCAAGAAGAACUCCGAUCGACUGAUACAUUUGCUCCUGAAAAACGGAGCGAUCAGUGAUGUCGUCAACAAGGAAGGUAAAACAUUUCUGGAUAUCGUCAGGAGAAUGGCAAAUCAAAGGGAGGCCCACCUGGGCAACCACCAGAUUGAACAGAAGAUGGAUAAAUUGAACCAACUGGGACCUUCUCAAAAAGUAACAUCAUACAAUGGACAUGUAGCAAGGGUUCAAUCUUUGAUAGGUCUGGGAGCAGAGGUAAAUGCCGAAAAUAAGAACAAGUUGACGCCACUCUAUUGCGCGGCUGCAAAUGGAUUUAAAGAUGUGGUUCAACUAUUGACUGACAAAGGUGCAAAUAUUGAAGCUAAGGCUGAUAAAGGACAAACGCCUUUGCACAUUGCAACUUUGUAUAAUCACUUGGAUGUAGUCCAGUUUCUAAUUAGUAAAGGCGCCAAUGUCAAUGCUAUUGAUAAAGACAAUUGGACACCAUUGCACAUAGCAGUCAAUAAUGGUUACUUGAAUGUUGUCCAGACUUUGAUUACAAAAGGUGCCGGUGUCAAUUCUAUCACCAAAACUCCCUUGCACAUUGCAUCUGAAAAUGGUCACUUAGAGGUGGUGCAGCUUCUUAUUUGCAAAGGCGCUAAUGUAAAUGCAGUUGCAAGCAAUUGUACUCCAUUACAAAUGGCAUCUCAGAAUGGUCACUUGAAGGUUGUCCAGUAUCUGGCAACUAAAGGCGCCGAUAUCCAUGCUGUCACUAAAAAUUUGUAUACACCAUUGCACAUUGCAGUAGCAAAUGGUCACUUCAACAUUGCACAGUUUCUAAUUAGUAACGGCGCCAAUAUCGAUGUUGUUACUGACAAUAAUUGGACUCCAUUGCACUUGGCAGCCCAUAAGGGUUACUUGAAUUUUGUCCAGAUUUUAGUUACAAAAGGUGCCGAUGUCGAUCUUACUAGUCUUACUAGGACAAGAAGUACUCCAUUGCACUUAGCAGCUCAAAAUGGUCACUUGGAUGUUGUUCAGUUUCUGAAGACUAAGAAAGCCAAUGUAAAUGCUUAUACUACAACAAAAUGGACGCCAUUGCACUUUGCAGCCAAUAAUGGACACUUGAAUGUUGUCAAGUUUUUGCUUAAUAAUGGCACAUGGAUACAUGAUAUUCACAGACAAAGUUGGAAACCCUUGCACUUAGCAGCUCAAAAUGGUCACUUAUAG